Messenger RNA from Pogona vitticeps (central bearded dragon), 4902 nucleotides. Lineage: Eukaryota; Metazoa; Chordata; Lepidosauria; Squamata; Agamidae. The record is from RefSeq and is a predicted model, not a curated record.
AUAAUUCUAAUUACUUGUUGGCUUCUUUUUCUCUCCAGUAAGUGAAAAGAUGGUGAACGAGGAAGAGGAAGGGACUUCCCGGCAAGGAGGCCAUAAGGCAGCUGAAUCACCAGAGAUGCCUUCAGAAAGUUGCCAGAGGCAUGUUUCUCCAGCCCCGGACCUGGACGGAGGUGAAAUCAGUGAGACCAGUUCAGAGACAGAGCCGAGAAACGUCACCCCAGCACCGAAGAAUGACCCUUUCCCUGUCAAUGGAGGCAUUCUCCUGAGCGAUGCUGUGGGAACACAAACACAGUACAUUUGUCCCGUUUGUGGCGAAUGCUUUAAUGGGAGUUCCUGCCUCGUCGAGCAUCAGAGAGUCCACAAAGAAGAUAAACCCUUUACCUGCCCUGUGUGUGGGAAAGGGUGCAGCCAGCAGAUAGAUUUGGUGGAGCACAUGCACAGCCAUACGGACGAGAAGCCUUUCUCCUGCCUGGAGUGUGGGAGGAACUUCCUUUUCAGCUCUGACUUGGUUGCCCAUCAGAAAGUCCACACCGGAGAGAAGCCCUACAUCUGUCUGGAAUGUGGGAAGGGCUUCUCCCAGAGUUCGCAGCUGAUGUCUCAUCGGAGAGUCCACACGGGGGAAAAGCCUUACGAGUGUAUCAUCUGCGAGAAGAGCUUCCGUUCCAACUACGAUUUGGUCAACCAUCAGAGGAGCCACACUGGAGAGAAGCCUUACAUUUGUUCCGACUGUGGGAAAAGCUUUACGCGAAGCUCACACCUCAUCUCCCAUCAGAGAGUACAUACGGGGGAAAGGCCCUAUCCGUGUGGCAUCUGUGGGAAGCGGUUCCGGGAUUGCUCCCAUCUCAUCAGGCAUCAGAGGGUCCACACGGGUGAGAAACCGUAUGAGUGCUCCAUUUGUGGGAAGAGCUUCCGGGUCAACUAUGACUUGGUGACCCACCAGAGAAACCACACUGGAGAAAAGCCGUACGAAUGCCCUGAUUGUGGGAAGGGUUUCAAGCGAAGCUCCCAUCUGAUCUGCCAUCAGAGGGUCCACACGGGGGAAAGGCCCUACCCCUGCGGCAUCUGUGGCAAAAGUUUCAGCUACAGCUCAGACCUGAUUAAGCACCAGAGGAUCCACACGGGCGAGAAGCCUUACGAGUGUCACAUCUGUGGGAAGAGCUUCCGGAUCAACGCCGAUCUAGUCACUCACCAGAGGAUUCACACUGGGGAGAAGCCGUACACUUGUGCCGAUUGCGGAAAGUGCUUCGCCCGGAGUUCACGCCUUGUAUCCCAUCAGAGAGUCCAUGUUAAGGACGGAAGUCUUGGAACGGCCCUGCCAGAGACCAACACGUCGCCUGGGGCAACAGCCUGGGGCCCGGCUCCUGAGCAUCUCUGGGGCCAAGAAGAGAAGAAAGCCCCUUUUGAUAAGCAGAGCAGUGACUCCGUAGUUUUGACAAGCAGCCUCGCAGAAUCUAAGCCAGUCGUCACCGAUGCGUCUCAAUCUAUCCACGUGGGCGAAAUAAAAGUGGAAUGUCUUUCUUGAUUCCCGAUUCUUAGGAACUAGGUGGCUAAAAAGCGGGACACGAAGUGUCUCCUUUCUAGUAACAGAGGGACGAUCCUCCGUUCACUGUGGGAAGUUGAAAAAGGGAGGCUCGAGCAAGUCUCAUCUUGACAAAACUCUGGAGUCUGUGAGCUGUUUUUCGCAUUGCUGUGCAUAGCUAAGCAAGCGUGCUUUGGCCUAAGGAAUGACAGGACGCCAGUGCUUGUGACCCAGGACCAUCAGACGUAUCGGAAUUUUGAAAGCCAUUUAAAAAACUGUUUGAUGGUUCUCCACAGGAAUCCUUGGAAAUGCAGUUGGAUGGGGGUAAUGAGAAUAUGUGUCAUUCCUCAGGUUUUAAAAAAAUUGUCUUCAUUUGUCACUGGGGAAGAGUACAAAAGUGGGAUGAUGCAGCUGUUAAAGAAGUGUUUUGAAAGCAGGAUGAAACAAAACAAAAAAAAGAAGUACAGAUGGAGUUGGAUCCCUGGGCAUGAUGAAGCAAGCAAGAAAAAAAAAUGCUUGCCCCAGAUAGUUGCUAAUUUAACUUUUCCAAAUAAUUAUUUCAUUCUACGUUUUGGUGUCUCUUCCUCCACAUAAAUCCAUAUAUAAAACGAGCAUCCCUUUGUUCAGUUCCUUAGUGGGAAGUCAUGGCUUGGAGAACAGUUUAAUGUAGACAUGGACACAGAAUUUUUUUCUUCUAAGCACAGUUAUUUGUUUCACAAUAUUCUGCUGUUUGGUGUCUAAUAGCAGUGUAUCCUUAAUCUGGGCAAUUUAAAACAACAGCACCAACAAAUUGCGCUCAAUAUAAAUAAAGGAUUUUAGUUGAAUAGUGUGGAGCUUUAAGGCAUUAAUUAAAAUUAUUUAAUUUAUUUUAUAAGGUCUGAUUCUUGCCUGUAGGGUCAGUACAGAGAAGUAACCGCUAGAACAUAACGAGAGUUGUUAUCAUGCAACCCCUCCCAGCUUUUUUCUCUGCAUGAGCCUGCGGUUAUGUGUGCAGGACUUGCCCCUGGCUAGUCUAUAGAGUGGAGACCUUUGGAGCACCUUCUGUAUCCUUGUCGCCUCUGCCAGACCUUGGAAAAGUUCCUUUGCUAGACUACAAUUUCCAGAACCCAUCAGCCAGGAUGGCCACUUGGCAAAGGAGCUGUAGCCAAAGAAAGGGAUUUUUUUAAAAGAAGCAUUGCCCUCUGCUUCAUCAAGGAGUUCAAGCACAGGAGUUCAGGGCUGGAUGAUGAUGUGGGCUGUGCAAAGGUCUCCAUUUUUUCUCGGGUGGCUCAGUGCUCUGGCUGCACCUAUGUUUAUGCUCAUGUCCUGAAGUGGGAGAAGGAGAAAAAUUGCUUUCUUAGCCUCUGUAGCCAUUCCUGUCUACACCUAUGCAGGAAAGAAUCACUGCCCUUUGUUUUUACUCCAAUGUGCAUUUAAAAAAAUAUUAACCUCCAAUGAAUUUCAAUUCAAAUAUAUAAAACUUUAAAAAACACCUAGUAUGAUAGAAAUGUUAAUGCAGCUGUUUCUAUAAGAUUAAAAAGAACAUUAUUCUCUUCCAUAGUUAUCUUCCAUGGAUCCUUUCCCGUUGCCUUAUUUGUGUUGUUGCUUUAAUCUUUUUUUUCUCUUGCUAACCAAUGCACUUUUUAGGGGAAGGUAGGGAGAUACCCAAGAUGUACCCAAUAUCUUAGUCAACUUAAGCAAACUUAUCUGGGAGUAAGUCUCAUUGAAAUCAGCAGGACUUGCUUCAUUAGUAGGAUUGCAAAGAUAAUUGGGUAGCUACUAGUAAAUCAGACAUGAAAUCCUCUAUUGGUCACAGUGUAUGUUUCACUUAUUUAAUGGAACUUGGCAAUGUUUUUGGACUACAACUCCCAGAAUCCCUGUCUGGGGGAUUCUGGGACCUGUACUCUUAACAUUUCCCCUCAUUCUCCCCCACCAAGCUGUGAUUGUCACAAAAAUAUUCAUUGAAUACAUUCUGUGAGAUGGGGAAGGGAAGAUGGUUUAACAAGUGCAUACAGAUAGGAGUGAUCUGAAAAAAGUGGCACAAAAAAGAUUUUUUUAAACACAGUGUGUUUAUGAACGUUUAUAUAUGAUAGCCUCCACUGCAGUGUAUUGCUAUGAUUUGCACAAAUGAGUUCCUAAGAUAUUCAGCUGCACUGCAAAAUAGUGUUAUGGCACCAGUAAGUUGUUUGUCCAUAUUCAGCUAGGAAAGCAGACAAUUUGGAAGUUCUUAAGCCCCAAAGAUUAGCGUGAAGAGACUGCCAGGAGCUGCAUACUAAGGAUGACAGUCUCCAUUAUAUUUUGGCCACAUAUGUGAAAACGUAGGUUUUAAAAUGGGUCAGCCUCUUGCUGCAUCACACAUCUAUCUCCUAUCAUUCGAGAGCAGUCUUGAGUUUCAAUAACAGAUUGAUCUGUGUAUCCUGUUGUAUUUUAGUAUAAGACGAAUUAAGUGGGAGAGGUCUAGAAAGUUAUCUCAAAACCAUGUUUUCCCCAGAUUGUUACAGGACUUGGGAUAUAAUUUGGAAACCCUUAUUUUGGCAUAAAGUAUGAAAAUAAGUUGAUACAGUUUCAUUUUUUCAGAAUGAAUUAGGAGUGUGAUGGGUCAUUAAAAUUCAAGUGUGGAAAGGCUUGUAGCUAAUCCAGAUUGGUGUCUUCCCUUCUUCUGAGGCUGAGAAGCAGGAAAGAGGCAGGCAGCCCGUAUUUUCUCUCUGUAUACUCCUCUGCUGUAAAGACACCCGCUUCGAGGUGUAUCAUAAGUACCAGAGCUUUCUUUUGGGUCUGCUGCUCUCCCCAGCGCAUGUGGCCCAGUAACUUUUCCAGAGGUCCUUCCUGGAGCAAAGAGAAGUGUUUAGAAUUUAGCACCUCUGUGUUCUGGGCACUGUUAGCUCAGCUAGUCUUUCUGGCUUCUUUCUUUGUAUCAGAGCGUCGCACAUUUUAAAAUUAUGGGUGUAUACGAAAUAUAGGUAAAAUUGAAAACAAAGGUUACGAUAAUUUGUUUUUGAUGAAAGGUGGGCUACUUCAGUAGCUUUCUCUCGGCCAUUUGCUAGAUCUUUUGCACAUGUGGUGUGGCAUAAAUUGCAGGCACAUAAGUGCUGCACUGAUUGAAUUUCACUACAUUCUUUCUGGCUGGGCCUGUAAGUUUACUGAAACUUUAGUUUUCUCACAGCCUAAUAAUAUAGCUUAGGGCUGGAGCGGCCUUUGGUCCUCUAGGUGUUUUGAGCCAGUUCCUAUUCUCUUCCCACUGGUCAUCCUGAGUGGGGUGGAAGAAAAUUGUAAGCCCAAAUAUCUAGAAAGCUAAAGAUUCCCCAGGGUUUCCAAUUUUAUAAAGCCUGGGCAGUGCAGGAUUUCCCCAUGUCUAAUUUUUGAUAAAGGUAGCACAUCGUAUGAGAGUAAGAGACUGCAUUUUU